This is a messenger RNA of Funneliformis geosporum, 634 nucleotides long. NCBI's taxonomy places the organism in Eukaryota, Fungi, Glomeromycota, Glomeromycetes, Glomerales, Glomeraceae. The record is from the annotation of a GenBank genome assembly.
AUGACAGGAAAGUUCGAAACAAAGGAAGAAAUUCUAAAGUGGAAAUACCGUGGAAAGAUAAAAGCAAAAUCUGAAAAUGAUUUUGUGAAAAAGCAUCCUGUUAAGACUCCCAAGGAAGGUGAAAAGGAUCUGGAGGAGAAAGAAUAUAUGAGCAGUCCAAUUAGGAUCAAAAUUAAUGCAGAAGAUUAUUUUACUUCUAGCUUCCUUAAACUGCCAGUCAAAAAGGAAAUUCUUCCUACAAAAUUCAGUUUUGACAGUAAGGCUGAUAUGCCAUACGAUAAAAUGUGGAAAAUCUAUUCAGAAACGAAAAAAAGCCCCUCUUCGUCAACCACGAGAAAUAUGCGUAAAGUAGCACAAUACUGUAUUAUAAACACACUGCACUGUCAAGAGCUUUUGGUAAACCAAAGUAUAAUAAAUGAUUAUAGAGAAGUUGUCUCCAUAGCUUAUGUUUCUCUUUUCGACACAUAUUAUCGUGCAAAUAGAAUGAAGGUACGGAACCUUCUCAGCGCAUGUGCUAUCAAACGAGAUAUGGUAAUUAGUACAAAACUUCCUGAAGACAUAGAAAAAGGGAAAUAUCCUGGUGCGUAUAUAUUUCCACCUAAAAAAGGUAUCAUGACAGAAAGACCUGUAACAG